Babesia ovata is the source of this 1146-nucleotide messenger RNA. RefSeq names its product 40S ribosomal protein. The transcript has 6 exons. Bases 1 to 1146 code for a protein of 381 amino acids. The record is from RefSeq and is a predicted model, not a curated record. Gene Ontology annotation, cellular component: ribosome; cytosolic small ribosomal subunit; nucleolus. Gene Ontology annotation, biological process: translation. Gene Ontology annotation, molecular function: small ribosomal subunit rRNA binding; structural constituent of ribosome. NCBI's taxonomy places the organism in Eukaryota, Apicomplexa, Aconoidasida, Piroplasmida, Babesiidae.
AUGUCUUCGCAUGGUCUAACUGGCUUCCGUCUGUUCUACAAUGAGGUGGUCGCCGACGUGAGGGCGGAGCUUCUCGCACGUCUAGGCUCUGAGGUGUGCCGUAUUUCUGACUUUUAUAGUGCGCAGACUGUCCCUCUUGCCGAUGUGCAGCGUGAAGUAGCCCGGCUAUGGAAGGAAUGUCCGAAUCAGGAGGAAUAUCGCAAGAAGGCAGCUUCUAUGGCCCAGGCGGACGGAGCUGCCGAAUUUCAGAGCAAAACAGAGACUGGAGACAUCGUGAUUCCACCUCAUCGGCUCAAAAGAAUCCUCGAUUUGGACGACGAAGCGCCAAGGAUGACCAAGGAUGCGCUGAGGACGCUAGGUCAGGCUACGGUGCUCUUCUUAUCGCAGUUUGCUGGCCAUGUCGAUAAACACAUCUUAGACACGUGGUCAAGCUUCCCGGUUAAACCGGAGCAUAUCGCAAGCGUCUUCAGCAACCCGCUGUACCCAAAGUAUCAGUUCCUCGCCGGUGCUGAGGACAAGCUGUUCAAUUCAACCGGUACACAUCAAAAGGAUGCGUCAAUUUCUGUGAGUGAGAGCGUUACUAUGGAGGCUGAGGCGGAUAAGUCAAACGACGAGCCUUCGGAGCAGGCGCAAGGAAUGGCCGAUAAGUCCGAGGCGACUCAGCCAGCAAAAUCAACUGUGCCUCAACCGCCCACCAAGUCACGUCAACCGUCUAUUCUGAGCUAUUUUAGCAUCGAUAAGACCAAGAAAAGGCCGGCCUCCUGGGUCAAGACCAAGCCCCUGCAGCUCGAGCAGCAAAUCGUGAAGCUUGCCAAGAAGGGUAUGACCCCCUCGCAAAUCGGUGUGGUGCUUCGUGAUUCCAACGCUGUGCCCAUGGUGAAGGCCAUCACGAACAACAAGAUCCUUCGUAUCCUCAGGGGUCACGGCUGGGCGCCGGACAUUCCGGAGGACCUCUACUUCUUGGUCAAGAAGGCUGUGGUGAUGAGGAAGCACAUGGAGCACAACCUCAACGACAAGGACUCGAAAUUCCGCCUCAUUUUGCUCGAGUCCAAGAUCCACAGGCUUGCGCGCUACUGCAAGAAGAAGCGCCGACUUCCUGCCAACUGGAAGUACAAGUCGGAGACUGCCAGCGCCCUCUUGGGUUAG